Molecule: messenger RNA, 6235 nt
Organism: Thrips palmi
Lineage: Eukaryota; Metazoa; Arthropoda; Insecta; Thysanoptera; Thripidae
Gene: Uggt
Product: UDP-glucose:glycoprotein glucosyltransferase
Exons: 15
Coding region: 262-4938 (1558 amino acids)
Cellular component (GO): endoplasmic reticulum
Molecular function (GO): UDP-glucose:glycoprotein glucosyltransferase activity
Source: RefSeq, a predicted model, not a curated record
AUGACUUUAUUUGAUGCAUGCCGUCUCUAUUAGAUUGUGUAUUUUCUUUUAAAAAACAUUAGUAGUACCAAACUUUUUCUAGGCCACAGUAAGAUUUAUUAUUCAUGUCAGAUAACACCGAAACAAAGUGACACAUUGGUGCCAAAGAGCGUGUCGUCUGUUAUCCGGCCUGCUGCAAAUAAACUUAUCCAUGUCAGAGACAAAUUUCAGUCAGUAAACGAAUGAAUGACAUGAUAAGAUCGCUCUUUUAACUGUUGAAAUAUGACUGUAAAUCUAUGGGUAGUUGUCGCCUUGGCGGCUAUCCUACCCAAUGCUCUUCACACUGCUUCCCCAGCAAAGAAGCCCAAGUCUGUAACAACAUUAAUAAACUCAAAAUGGGAGGCCACUCCUUUUGCUCUCGAGAUUGCAGAGUACCUUGCAGAGGAGAAUCGGGAUAGUAUGUGGAGCUAUAUAGAUGAAGUCAGCUCUCUUUCAACACCAUUGGUAGAACAGGGAUCUGACCAAGUAGUUUAUGACAAAUCCCUUGCCAUAGCUAGUCGCUUCAUUUCAAACACUCAAAUUCAGCUCAUGAAGUUAGCCUUGUCACUUCAUAUAUAUGCUCCAAAGGUUGAAAUGUACUCCCAGAUGGCCCGGGAACAUGGCCUUGUUGACAAAGGUUGUCCUUGUGCUGCCUUAUUGAAUGGGAAACUCCUUUGCCAUUCAUCAGAACUUGAAGCCGUGAUUGCUAAAGAAACUGUCAAUCCUUCAACCAACAUAAAAAAUGGUGAAACAUACAGAGUUGACCACCAUUAUCCUGGUUCAGAAAAUAGGAGCUUAGUGGUCAUUUUGUAUGGAGAAAUAGGAACAUCUGAAUUUUCACAGUUCCACAAAGUCCUUAAAAACCAAGCAGUGGAAGGUAAAAUAGGAUAUGUUUUAAGACAUUAUGUCAAGGAAAGGCCCAAUCGGCGUCUACGUCUCUCAGGGUAUGGAGUCGAAUUGCAGAUGAAAUCAACAGAGUACAAAGCUCAAGAUGACACUGAAGUUAAAGGAGGUUCUGAGGGAGAGUCUCAGGAAGAGAAAGAAGAUGAAGAAAUUGAAGGAUUUAACUUUAAUACCCUCAAAACUUUAUACCCAGAUAAAGUAGAAAAUCUGGACAAGUUAAGACAAAACCUCCUUGAGUCAAGUAACGAGAUGGCACCACUGAAAGCAUGGCAGUUUCAAGAACUAAGUCUGCAAGCAGCAGAACGGAUUAUGAGCUCCCCUAGAGAGGAGGCCCUUCAAGUUCUCACUCACAUUGCUCAGAAUUUCCCUUUGCAGGCUCGCUCCCUUGUACGGACAGUGGUUAAUCCAGAAAUGAAGAAAGAGAUGAAGCAAAAUCAGGACCUGUUCUCCACUUCUUUGAACAUUCAACCCCAAGAUACUGCUAUUUUCAUAAAUGGAAUGUUCUUUGACCUUGAUGUUGUUGAUAUGAUCUCCCUUCUUGAAAUUAUUCGUCAAGAGCAGCGCCUCAUGCAAGGACUCCAUACCAUUGGUGUUUCAGACAAACGAAUGAAUGCUCUUAUGGCAUUAGAUCUUUCAUCUGGAACUGGAGGAACAACUGAAUACGGAAUUGACAUCAGAGAUUCGGCUGUCUUUUGGGCCAAUGAUAUUGAAAAUGAUAAAGUGUAUAAAAGGUGGCCAGUGUCAUUGAGAGAUCUUUUGAGGCCUACCUUCCCGGGGAUGCUUCGAAGCAUAAGAAGGAAUCUCUUUAACCUUGUGAUUAUAGCUGAUCCAUCUAAGCUAGACUCCUUUCCAAUAUUGAAAUUAGCAGAAUCAUUUAUUCAUCAUCAAUCACCACUACAUAUUGGUGUAGUACUUGCCACAACACCCGAUUCUGAAGCAACAGGGUUUACGGAUGCCAGUGUAGCCCUUUUAAAUGGUUACAACUAUGCUGUUGAAAAUGGGUCUCCAAGUGAUGGCCUCAGUUUUUUAACUGAUGUUUAUGCUGCCAUCAAGACUGAAAAUAGAAAUGUGAAAGUUGCGGAUGUUCACAAGAAAUUAAAGGCAAAGUACAAGGGAGUUGACUUGGAAGAUGUGUUCGGUCCUGAAUCCGAUUAUAAUACUGGCAGGAAGCUAGCAAGGGAGUUUGUGGAUAGAAGUGGACUUCGCAAGCUACCCCAAGUACUCUUGAAUGGAAUUCCUUUGCCAGAUAAGUCACUGACUGCUGAUGACUUUGAAGAAGCAGUUCUCAGUGAGAUCAUGUCACAAACUCCGACCUUUCAGAAAGCUGUUUACAAAGGCGAGCUGCGAGACAGUGACAAUGUGAUUGACUUCAUCAUGGACAGGCCAAACAUAAUGCCAAGGCUGAAUGAACGCAUUUUGAAUACAGAAAAUACCCAGCAAAUUGAUCUAAUGCGUACUGUUACCAGUGUGGAGGAGUCCAUCUCUCCUGAAGUGUUUUCACUUCUGGGCACUUCUGAUCAAUCUGCACUGAUGGUCUCAACCAUUCGCUAUUUCACUCCACGCAAACAAAGUAAAACAUACUUCUUAACUAAUUGGGUUGUGGCAGAUUUGUCAUCCAGUUGUAACAAAGGCAGAAAUUUGCUACAGUCAGCUUUGAAACAAAUGAAGAGCAGUGGCGUUGUGAGAGUAGGUCUUGUGGUAAAUCCCAGUGGUUCCAGUGGAGACAAUUUAUUGAACAGAGUAGCUUUGGCAGCAUUGAAAGUUCUGUCCCCUGAAGAAGCCACUAAUUUCAUGUUAAAACUGUUGGACAACAGUGAUGUAAUCAAACGCCUGUUAGCCGGUGAGAAGAAACUUGCAGAUUUAAAAUUAAGUGGUAUUGAUGUUGCUGCAAUUGAAGCUACAGCUGAUUCAAAACCAAUUAGAGAUACAAUGGAGAGGCACUUAAUGUAUGCUGAGCGCACACUUGGCCUUAAACCAAGUCAAUUGGCUGUUGUGAGCAACGGCCGUGUUCUGGGUGCAUUUGAAGCUACGGAAGACUUCACUGUUGAUGAUUUCUCCCUUCUUGAGCGGCACAGCUAUUCUACCCACAUUGAUAAAAUUAAAGGCGCUCUCCAGCCUGCUAGUUCUGUGUCUUUCUUCAGUGAAGAUGAUGAGGAAGAUGCAACAGAACUAACAAGUGACAUUGCUAUGAGAAUUGUCAGUUUAUUGAUCUCACAUCCUCAAAGCAGAUCCCGCUUUGAGAUUCCAACUUUUACCUCUGACCACAGUGUUAUUGACAUCCCAGCCUCUAAGCCUUCUGAACCAGCCCUUCGCAUCGAUGUCAUAGUGGAUCCAGUCUCUCGUGGAGCUCAGAGAAUUGGACCUAUUCUUCUCACAUUGCAGACUGCACUUAACUGUCGCAUCCGAGUUUUCUUAAACUCAGUUGAAAAAAAUAGUGACAUGCCUCUGAAGAGCUUUUACCGAUUUGUUUUGGAACCUGAACUGCAGUUUACCUCUGAAGGGCAGUUAACUUUGGGUCCUAUGGCUCGCUUCACAAAUCUUCCAGAAGCACCCCUUCUCACUCAGAACCUACAGGUCCCUGAAAACUGGCUUGUUGAGUCUGUGACAAGUCCUUAUGAUCUUGAUAACAUAAGGCUUGAGGAUGUAGUUGGCAAUGUGCAUAGUGAAUAUGAGUUGGAAUAUCUACUAUUGGAGGGUCACUGCUUUGAAGCCAUGACAGGAAAUCCCCCUCGCGGCCUUCAAAUCACUCUUGAAACUGAAAAUUCUCCAGUGAAAGUUGACACUAUUGUGAUGGCAAAUUUGGGAUAUUUCCAGCUGAAAGCUAACCCAGGUGCUUGGGUUCUGAGAUUACGACCAGGACGAUCAGCUGAUCUAUUUGAUAUUGUCAGUCAUGAUGGGUCAGAUACACCACCAAAUUCAACUGAUAUCAAGGUUGUUAUCAGUUCUUUCAGAAGUCAUGUUCUUAAAUUACGUGUUCAGAAGAAGCCUGACAAAAUGAACAUGGAUUUGCUGUCUGAAGAUGAUGACGGCAACAAUCCCGGUAUUUGGAAUUCCAUCACAAGUACUUUUGGAAGUAACCAAAAACCAGGUGAAGAAGAACAUGAAGAAAAGCUGAACAUAUUUUCUGUUGCAUCGGGCCAUCUAUAUGAACGGUUCCUACGUAUCAUGAUGCUUAGUGUUCUAAAACAGACAAAAACUCCCGUGAAGUUUUGGUUCCUCAAAAAUUAUCUUUCUCCCACCUUCAAAGACUUUUUACCUCAUAUGGCGAGUGAAUUUGGCUUUGAGUACGAACUUGUACAGUACAAGUGGCCAAGGUGGUUACAUCAACAAACUGAAAAACAGCGAAUCAUUUGGGGUUAUAAGAUUUUGUUUUUGGAUGUUCUGUUCCCUCUUGAUGUUAAAAAGAUCAUAUUUGUGGAUGCUGACCAGGUUGUACGUGCUGAUUUGAAAGAACUUCAUGAUUUGGAUCUUGGUGGUGCUCCAUAUGGCUACACUCCGUUUUGCGAAAGUCGUAAAGAGAUGGAUGGCUUUAGGUUUUGGAAACAAGGCUAUUGGAGAAGCCAUUUACAAGGACGUCGUUACCACAUCAGUGCCCUCUAUGUGGUUGAUUUGAAGCGAUUCCGGCGCAUUGCAGCUGGUGAUCGUUUGAGGGGACAGUACCAAGCCCUUAGUCAGGACCCCAACAGUUUAUCAAAUUUGGACCAGGAUCUUCCAAAUAACAUGAUCCACCAAGUGUCCAUAAAAUCACUUCCUCAGGAAUGGCUCUGGUGUGAGACUUGGUGUGAUGACAGUUCCAAACAGCAUGCUAAAACUAUUGAUUUGUGCAAUAACCCACUGACAAAGGAAGCCAAACUAACUGCAGCCAUGAGAAUUUUACCAGAAUGGAAGGGAUAUGAUGAUCAGAUUAAAAAAUUGCAGCAGAAAGUCCAAAGUGACUCACUAGAGGCGCAUUCAGAAUUUAGUCAGACACAGUCCAGUGACAAAUCUCAUACUGGGAAACAUCACACAGAGCUGUAAUAGAGAUCAGUAAAUACUACUAAGUUGUAGUCCUAAGCUGUCUGGUAUUCACAUCCAACUAAUGCAGAAGAGAUGAAGAGAUUAAGUUUUCUGGUAAAUUGAGGGCAAUCACACUAUUCUCUAGUGUUCAGAAUAUGGACUCUAUGAUUUUAUAUGUGUUUUUGUAUAUUCUGUAGAUAUAUAGCUGUUUUUCAUUGACUGCUGUUUGAGUUUUUUCUGCUCAUACCAUAUUGUAUUCCAUGCAACUAUGAAACUAAUAGGAUAAUUGUAUAAGUAUGUUAAAUAUCUGUUGAGUUGUGUAAUGUCGAUGUGCAAGGAAAAUGAAGAUCUCUUAAAUGUAUUGUUUGGUCAGUGCUUUAAAAGUAGUCAGUUUCCUUAACAAUGGUUUGUUUCAUAUUUCCAAACACCUGACAAGUAGACCCUCUAUGUAUGUUCAAUUGGUAUGCGAUUACAUGUCUUGUCUUUAUAAUUUGUUUCAAUUCUUGUCAGCCAGAUUGCGUUUUUUGUUUCUUUUACUGGAUAUCUCCACUAUUUGAAUCUGCAUGUACCCAAUGUAAAUGCAGCUCCUGAUGUGAGUGCCAUUCAUAGGAUGUGAACUUAUCGUGAUAUUUGUGGUGUAUCAAUCUUGUCAUCGUUUGUAAAAAAAUAUGUGAGCAAGUUGAGCACCUAGUAAUUAAGAAGUGGAUUUUUCCCCCUUAGAAGUAUCAAUGUUGCCACUAAUUCUGUUGGUAUCUGGUGCAAACAUGCCUCAAAAUGUGCUCAAAUUGGCAGACAGCAAUGUAGUACUUGUGUAAUUUCAUCACACCACUGAUGAAAAAAAUAAAUUGAAAUGUGCAUUGCUUUUGUUAUUACUGCACUGCACUUAUAAAACUUGUUGAAACAUUUUCUACUCUUAUUUUUGAUUGCUUAAUUUAUUACUGUAUUGGAAAAUCAGAGUGUUGAAGAUAUGGGGCAUGUCUUUCUGCAAUAUUUUGACAUUUUGUCUUUGCUCUCACUCUUCCAUCUGCUAUCUAUGAUGAUUGACAGAAUUUUUCAGAAUUUUUUGUGGUGUUGUGGAGAACCUAAAUUGAAUUAUUCAUAGGUUGUAAUUUAUUUUCUUACCUACAGGAUAUUUUUAAUGUGAUGCACUUAAUUUUAUCUGCAGGAGAACUGUGCCUGAUUAUUUGUGAUACAUUUUAAUUUACACUAGUGUCAUGGUAUGGGAUUUUGAGGACAAUGGUUAUAUGCCAGUCUGACUGCAGGGAUGCAAACGAGUGUAUCUCCCAUUGUGAUUUAUGUGAAUAAAAAGGAGAACGAA